This is a messenger RNA of Trypanosoma cruzi, 318 nucleotides long. RefSeq lists its product as uncharacterized. The coding region runs from base 1 to 318 and encodes 105 amino acids. Lineage: Eukaryota; Euglenozoa; Kinetoplastea; Trypanosomatida; Trypanosomatidae. The transcript has a single exon. The record is from RefSeq and is a predicted model, not a curated record.
AUGUCAGCAAAACGCCCGAUGGACGGUUGCCCCGUCACUGACCCCGCACUGAAUCUGAGGGAUGCUGACGCUGUUAUUUGGAGGGGAGAAUGUUUGUCUGUGAUGCCUGGGGAUGAGCCCUCCUCGUGGUGUCUGGACACGCUUCCCACGAACACGACGGAUGCGAGGGACCCGGAGGAUACAUAUCUGAUUGCUGCCAUGCAUGCGGCAUUGAGGUGUCCCGGCAUGCAGGUGCGUCUUAGAGUGGUCGAAAAGGGUAACGUCCGUUGUGUCCCAUGCACGGACGGAGCGACGAUUACGUGGGCCACUCCACCCUAA